CAAAAACGAAAACCAACUGGAAGUUCAUGCAAAAGCAGUUUCUUACCAAACCCGCAUUGCGUUUCCAUUUUUCUUGACGUGGCGAGCGAGAAAAUUAUGUGAAAAAUCAUUUACUUCCCGACCAAAAGCGAGUUCCAGUGCAUAAAUUAAUCACAGGUGUUUUGUGCAAAGGUGUUUUGAGUGCGAUAGAGCAAAAGGUGCAAUGGAAAAAGCACUGCCUUCCGCCCAAGCAGAGCCUGAAAUGAAAGGCUGGCUGCUCAAGUGGACAAAUUAUUUGAAAGGAUAUCAGCGACGAUGGUUUGUGCUGUCCAAUGGUGUUUUAUCAUACUACAGGGCUGAACAUGGAACCGGACCUAAUAUGGGCGGUCGGAGUGCCGGGGGCAAAUUAUCAAUCAGACGUCGGCGAAAGGGCCCCCGACAGGAGAAUCAAGCUGAAAUGUCCCACACAUGUCGUGGAACAAUAUCCCUGCAUGGGGCUCUAAUUCAUACUGUGGACUCCUGCACGUUUGUUAUAUCCAAUGGAGGCACUCAGACAUUUCACAUUAAGGCCGCCAAUGAAGUGGAGCGUCAAUCAUGGGUAACAGCUCUUGAAUUGGCCAAAGCCAAAGCCAUAAGAACUAUGGAGAGUGAAGAGGAAGAGGAGGACAACAACGCAUUAGCAAUUCCAAGUGAGGAGUUAAAUGUGGUCAUUCGUGAUUUGACUGCCAGACUUGAGAACCUCAAAACUUGCUACGAUCUCAUUUCGAAGCACGGUUCAGCUCUCCAGAGAGCACUGGCUGAUCUUGAGAAUGGUGAUGAUUUGGCCAAUAAGACAAAAGUUGUCAACGAAAGGGCUACACUUUUCCGGAUAUCUGCUAAUGCAAUGAAAAAUGCUUGUUCGGAAUAUUUGCAGACAGCCCAGAGUCAGGGUCAUAAAUGGUCCAAAAUGCUGCAACAUGAACGUGAUCAGAGGCAACAUUUGGAGGAGAUGGUGGAGCAAUUGGCCAGACAACAUUCGCAUCUGGAACAGGCAGCUCAUCGUCAUCGACCAAAUGUGGCCACAUCAGCAACGUCCGACGAUGAAGACAAUGAAUUUUACGAUGCACAAGAGGAGGGUGCUUCAACAAAUAAUUCCCAAGAAGAUAGUUCAUUCAUACUGAAGAUACCAAUGGCACAUCGAAGGGGAUCAAAUGAUGCCACUGGAAGCUCUUCGGAGGGUGAAGAGGGCAACAGUGAGACACAACAGGUGUUGGUGGUGACGGAGAAAACAAAAGAGAAUUCAUUGGAUGCCGUUGAUCGUGUAUCAAAUGCAUCACAGUCAAUGUCACUAGUUUCAACACCGAAGGCAAUUAGAAAGAGACGUACACGCGUUCCGGACAAACCCAAUUAUCCACUCAAUUUGUGGUCAAUUAUGAAAAAUUGCAUUGGGAAGGAACUGUCCAAGAUACCCAUGCCCGUGAACUUCAAUGAACCCCUAUCGAUGCUACAGCGACUGACAGAAGACUAUGAGUAUGCUGAUUUGUUGGAUAAGGCGGCACAGUGUGAGGAUCCAUGUGAACAAUUGGCUUAUGUGGCAGCAUUCACAAUUUCUAGCUAUUCCACUACAAGCAAUCGAACUGGGAAGCCCUUCAAUCCCUUACUUGGUGAGACAUAUGAGUGUGACCGUUUGGAUGAUUUGGGUUGGAGGUGUGUGGCAGAACAAGUGUCACAUCAUCCACCCAUGGCGGCAAUUCACUGCGAAGGUAAGGGUUGGAGUUGUUGGCAAGAAUUCACAAUGACGACAAAAUUCCGAGGGAAAUAUCUUCAAGUGAUACCCCUUGGAGUGGCUCAUGUGGACUUCAGUGCAACAGGAAAUCGCUAUUCGUGGAGAAAGGUCACAACCACCGUCCAUAAUAUAAUUGUGGGCAAACUGUGGGUGGAUCAUCAUGGAGAUAUGGAUAUUGUGGGAGAAAACAGUGCCACAGGGAUAAAAUGCCAUUUGAAAUAUAUUCCCUAUUCAUACUUUACACGUGACACCCAGAGACGCGUCAAAGGGGUUGUGAUGAAUGCAGAUGGUCAGGUGAAGUGGGUGUUGAAUGGUACGUGGGACAAUAAAAUUGAAAUAGCUCCCGUGAUAUCGACCAAUGGCACCAAAGACAGUCCAAUUUACAAAACGGGCAAUUACAAAACCAUCUGGUCGAGACGUCUGCCCCCCUUGGAUAGUGAUAAGUAUUAUAGUUUCACAACGCUAGCGUGUCAAUUGAAUGAAUGGGAGGAAGAUGUGGCGCCAACGGACUCACGAAGGAGACCCGAUCAGAGACUCAUGGAGGAGGGAAAAUGGGAUGAUAGCAACUCGGAAAAAGUCAGACUCGAAGAAGCACAACGAUUGCGCCGAAGAGAACGGGAAGCAGAGGCAGAGAGUGCAGCUUCAGAAGGACGUCCAUAUCCACCUUAUGAACCUGUUUGGUUCACAAAGCUUAAGGAAGAGGGGAAUGAUACAUUGUUUCAUGUGUACAAAGGAAACUACUGGGAGUGCAAAAACAAGCAAGACUGGUCAAAGUGUCCUAGUAUCUUCUGAGAAACUGAAUUUCCUCGUGUCCAGGACGUAUUACGUUGUGCGGAUAUAUAGGUGAAAAAAAAAUUAAUCUACCAUGAGAGUAAUUUUUUGUAUAAUGUGAAAAUGACAAUUUUCAAUGAGAUAGAUUUGCAAUUUGCAAUUACAAUUUGAGAAAAAAAAAAGUUUUCAUAGAAUAAAAAAGACUUCAUGUCUCUUUUGGCUUAAAAACUUUUUUGACAUUCUGAAUAGCAGAAUUUUCAUGAGGAUAUAAUGCUACAGCAACAACAAAAGUAAAUAAAAUUGAAAAAUAAUUUUUUUAUUGAAUAAUAUUCAAAUAUUUGACAAAAAGAAACAACAAAUAUGAGAAAGAACUAUAACAGUGAAUUUAUGGAAAAUUGAAUAUUUCUUGUGAAUGUAAAGAGAUUUAAGAAAAAAAAAGAAGAACUUUCAAUAGGCUGUCAAGUUAAUGAAAUAAAAUGAGGAUUAAAGAAAAAAACGAAAACAAAUAUGCUACUCCCAAUACACAAAAUGUAUUAAAUGAAUAUAUAUAAAUAACCACAUUUAGGUGAAAUCACUGAAUUAUCUCUAAAAUAUCCCUCUCACCUAAUGUAACAUUGUCUUUUUAUGCAGUUUGUAGGCAUCGAGUAUUUUUUAGAAAUCGUUAUUGCGUUGAAAAUCAAAAUUAAUUCUUUCUAAUUAAUACACUUUACCGUAAUUUAAUUUAAAAAUAAAACUAAGAAAUUUUGCAGGGAGAUAUUCGAAUUCUUGAGUAAGUUCUACCCAGAAAUUUCAAGCUUAUGCCUUCUACAGUCAAGUGUGCUAAUCCGGGCGCUUCGCUAUCUGGAUCGUUUAUGACUAAUCCACUUAAAAUAAUAUUUUUUUAUUUUUAUUUUCGUAAUAUAAUCACUAAAGUAACAUAAUAUAACUAUUCAAAUUUGAUAAAAAGCAAAAAUAAUAUUUUUAUUCAUUAAAUAAGUGAGUGUAAUCGACUCAUUUCAAUUUUGUGACAUUUGGGUUCUUCACUAAAAAUUUUCUAGCAGUGAUAUUUUCGCUAAUGACAGCUGGUUGAUUGAAAACAUUUAUUGUUUUUUCCUUGUGAAAAAAAGUAUUUUAAAUCCAAAUGUUUAAUUAAAAGUGAAUUAGCGAAAAGAUGACCCACUUACUGCAUGCUGACUUAUUUCAGUAUUAUCAUUAUUUUAUAAAUUUUCUUUAAUAUUUUUGAUAAUUUUUUUUAAUAUUAUGUUUCUGAAUGAAACAGUGAAUAAUUCUAUGGAUUUAGAAGAAGUAAAAAAGAAUAUCAUCAGUCCAAAAACAAGCGUUUAAGUAGCACUCUUCGGAAAACGAUCCAUUUACCCCACCUUACUAUAAUUUUUUUGUAAAAUGGACAUGUUUAAUGUUGUCUACACACUAGCACUAGAAGCUAUUUUAGUCAAAAAUUGCGCCUUUUAAAAAAUUCUGACGUUUCUGCCAACAACACUGAGGAAAAAAGAGGGUGCGAUUAACAUUUUUUCCUCAUAACUUAACACAUUUUAGGUGUAAAAAUAUAUCAACAUUUUUUAAUGUUAAUUUUACACCUUUUUAAGGGUAAAAUUAACAUGAAAAAGGGUAACUUUAACCCUCAAUACACAUAAAAAGGGUAAUAUUUACACCGAUUUCGGAUCAAUACUGCAGGAUAAAAUUAACAUUUCCGGAAUGUUAUUUUAACUUUUCGGAUUUCUCUCAGUGAAGGAUAGGGAAAAAUUUCUUUAAAAAGGCAUUUUUUAAGGAAUUGUUUCUAGGGUGUAGAGGUCAUAAAGGAUAAUAUCUUUGACCUUGAAAAGAAAUAACGUAAGGUUUCAAGGUUAUUAGCAUGUAUGAACAAAAUAUCCAUCUGGGCAACAUCUAGAGAAGGAGCGGUUUGAGGGAAAAGUAAGAUUAUCAUUUUAAUCUCAGUGACCUCUAUUAGUAAAAUGACAUUUAACUCUUUCGCGUCAUUAGGGUCAUAUAUGACCCGGGGAAAAAACAAUUUUUUUUGAUUUUUUUUUAAAUUGAAAUCUAUCUGUUUGUGCACGACAUCAUAAUAGAAGGAUGUAAGAUUCUUGGCUAAUUUUCUCAAGACUCCAGAUAUUCAGGAAAAGAAAAUAUUUGAUAUCAAAAGUCACGAAUUUCGAACUUUGUGAAAUGACUUUUCCUUUUCAAAAUUUUUUAUAUUCAUUUAUUUUUUUCAGCAAAAAGUUCUUUAGAAACACAAAAUAGAAUAUCUAAAGAUUGUAUAUUGCAUAUUUUGAUAUAAUAAACUACUCUCAAUUUUCCUAGAAAAGCACGUAGAAUUUUCCGGGUCAUAUAUGACCCUAUUGUCGGCAAGGGUAAAAGUUUAUGAAAGUGUUUUCGUGCCAACAAUGUAGUUGGGACAUUGUUUUUCUUUGUGAAAUCCAGGAGGAAAAUAUAUUGCUCCUGGACAUUUCGUCUUAUAUCUGAUGAAUUAUAACAUAUUUUGCAAUAUUUUAGAGUAUUCUGCAAGUGUCCCAUAUUGUGCAAUUGUAUUGUGUCCGAAUAAAUAUGUAGAUAAGUUUAUUUUUGCCAAAUACCAUUCAAAAUAGUGUGACAGAGACUGUUCAAGGCAUUACACAGGAGGAUUCCUUGAACACCAGGAGUACAGUGUCCAUCAAAACAAUCCAGUUUGCCAUGGUUUUGGCCAAAUUAAUAAGUUCAAACAAAAAAAAUCUUACAAAGCCCGUGAUAUAGAUUUUGAUAAUGGUAUGUACACUUCCCUUGAGGACAAUAGGGUCAUAUAUGACCCGGGGUUUUUCCGAGUUUUGACGCAAUGGAAAUUUAUUUUCCUCUCAGAACUAUUAUAUUUUUGAUCAUAAAGUAUUAUGAAAACCCCAAUUUUACAUGAAUUCACUUGCUGAAUAAAAGUGUGACGCGAAAGAGUUAAAAGAUUAAUCAGUUCGAUUAACUUAUCAAACUUUCAAUAUUUCCGUUCGCUUCUGGGGAUUCGCUUGUAAAAAUAUUUACAAAAAAAGAGGAACUUAUUAUUACUUACUUGUAAAGGAGGCGUGGCCUAAUUUUAACUGCUCGAACACCAAGAGAGAGCAGUUUUUUAACUCAUGAUAAGGAGGCUGGACAUUAUUAUCGUCAUAUUUUUAAUUUUCAUGACAUUUUUAACGUUUAUGCAGAACAUUAUGAUAAAGAUUGUCUAAUUUAAGAUGCAAACCAAAUUCACUCUUGUAACUACACUGAGAAAAAAAGAGGGUGCGAUUAACUUUUUUUCCUCAUAAUUUUAACACUUUUUAGAUGUAAAAAUAUAUCAAAAUUUUUAAAGUUAAAUUUACACCUUUUUAAGAGUAACAUUAACAUGAAAAAGGGUAACUUUAACCCCCAAUACACCUAAAAAGGGUAAUAUUUACACCGAUUUUGGAUCAAUACUGCAGGGUAAAAUUAACAUUUCCGGAAUGUUAUUUUAACUUUUUCGGAUUUCUCUCAGUGUAUAAACAAAAUUAUGUUCGGUUAUUGUUUGUUUAUGGAAACUGUGUCUUGGAUUAAGGGGAAAUGGUGUGUUAUACGAGAUGUUAAAUAUUGCACAUAGCUAGCUCUGUUUAUAACCAGAUAAUCGUCUUACUGAAAAGGAAUAGUUCUAAGUUCAGCAACUUAACUCAAGAAAUCGAAUACUUACCUCCCCGUGCAAAGUGCGAAACUUCAAAUAAAAUGCGGUAAUUGUGUUUCACUUUUUUAUUCCUAACAUAGUCUUCCUGAAAAUUACAUUUGGGUUUUUAAUGCGAUGUUCUGGAUUAAAGCCUAUGCAAUCUGUUGUUUUUUUUGUAUACACAGAAUGAUGCGAAAUAUGAGUAUGAUCAGUAUGUUAGAUUUUUAAUGCAGAGCUACAGUUCAACACCAAAAUUCUUAGGCUGUCCAAUUAAUUUAUUAUAAUGGUAUUUCACGGUGAAUAAAUUUUGAAAAGUAUCAAAAAAAAUAAUGGACAUGACUUGUGCUAAGAAUUUUGGGAUGCAACUGUUGUAUGUACACAAUUCUCCUAUUAAAUAGCUUCAAAUUUAUACUUUUCAUGUUUUAACAUGGAAUGAAUGUUCGGGUUUCGAAUGGUGUUAAGUGAAGAAGGUAAAUAAGAAGGAAAAUAGAAUUUUUGAAAAAUAAGAUUUGCAAAGGAAUAAAUGUUUUAGGUGAAAAGUCUCUGUGUAAAUAUGUUGGAAAGGGAAUGAUGAAAAUGAUGAAGCUGCUUGUAAUUAAUUUAAUUGAUAAAAAAAAUUACUAAAGUACAGGACUUUAAUAAAAAUAUUAAUUACAAAAAAA
Molecule: messenger RNA, 6802 nt
Organism: Phlebotomus papatasi
Lineage: Eukaryota; Metazoa; Arthropoda; Insecta; Diptera; Psychodidae
Gene: Osbp
Product: oxysterol-binding protein 1
Exons: 11
Coding region: 203-2536 (777 amino acids)
Cellular component (GO): intracellular membrane-bounded organelle; membrane; cytosol
Molecular function (GO): sterol binding
Source: RefSeq, a predicted model, not a curated record